Ziziphus jujuba (common jujube) is the source of this 1807-nucleotide messenger RNA. Its product is annotated as TITAN-like protein. NCBI's taxonomy places the organism in Eukaryota, Viridiplantae, Streptophyta, Magnoliopsida, Rosales, Rhamnaceae. The transcript has 7 exons. The coding region runs from base 293 to 1702 and encodes 469 amino acids. The record is from RefSeq and is a predicted model, not a curated record.
UAUUAUGCCAUUGGCGGAGGGAAUAUGAUAGCCUCCUUGGGUCCCCCAGACAACUCCGUCGCCGUGCUCCGUGACGGAAAAGGCGAUAUUCUUCCUUCCACCUCAUCCCGCGGGAAAAUCUUCACCCAGAAAAAAAGAAAAAACGGUUUUCCUUAUUGUUAGCAUGGGCCAAACAAACAGACCCUAAAGAUUUCUAAACCAUAAUAUUUGAACUUAAAAAAAAAGACGGUCAUUUGGAAUUGGCGAUUUUUUCAGUAAAAUUCUAAGGAAUUUAUUUUUUUGCCGUACAAUAAUGGAGGAGGGAAGAAAAUCGCGUACUAUGGAAAACCCUAAUUCCGAAACCGAUACCACCACCACCACCACUACUACUACUGCGGCUAAGAAGAAGAAGAGCAAUUCGAGUGACAAGAAGAGGAAGAGAAGGUCUGGAUUCGAGUUCUGCGAGGUGUGCAAGCUGAGUCACGAUCAAGGCCACCGCCAUAAGUACUUUCCCAGCCACAUCAAGUCCCUCUCUACUUUCCUUUCUCGGUUCCACGACAACAAGAUUUCCGAUAUCCGAUUCUUUCUCAGAAACCCUAGCCCUCUCCGCUCCGAACAUUCCUCUCGCAAUCGCUUUUGGUGCGUCUUCUGCGAGACCGAUAUCGAUGAGCUUGGUAGCUCCUUCGCCUGUAGUAAUGCAAUUAAUCACCUGGCAAGUGCGGAUCAUAUGAAGAAUCUGAAGCAUUUUUUAUGGAAACAUGGUGGGAAGACGGAUCAAGUUGAUAAUUUUACAAUAUCAGAAGCUGAGGUUGCUAAGUGGGAGAAAAAGUGCAAAUCAUUGGAGAUCGAAGUAGUGUCAUCUAAUAAGGCAGCUUCCGGACCCUUAGUUGGACCUUUAAAUGAUAUCCACAAUGAACUCAACUAUGGAAAUGUUAAUAGUUUUGAAAAUAAUAAUAUUGACUCUGUUAAUUUGAGGAUUUCAAAUGGUGUUAUGCCUUUACAAUAUCAUACGAAUGAGUAUCAGGUAUCCCAUUCAGGAUUCUCUAAGGUUGCGAAUGUUAGCUUAUUUCCUGAAGAUGUUUCCUCAUCAUUACCUGUGGAGAAUUAUCCUGGCACAAAUUCCAAAAUGUUGAAUGGUUUUACAGGGAACAGGACUUGUCAACAUUCUCCUAUGUGGAAUAGUGGAAAAUGCUUGGCUGAUGGUUACCUCAGUACUUAUGGAAUGCACCAGGUAUAUCAGAACGAAAGGAUGGUAAAAGGAGAGAGCAGUUCUCAGGGUUUGCAGAGUCUCACGCAAAUUACCUUGGCUCCUGAACGGUCUGGUGGAAAUGUGCAUUCUGGAGCACCACCUCCUUGGUUUGAAGCAAUCGGAGAGAGUCAGCUAAAUGCUCAACAAAAACCAGUGUUAUCAAAUAAGCUCGGUAAGUCGAAGAAAUUGAAUCCGAAACGGGUGGGAGCAGCUUGGGCAGAAAGGAGAAAGAUGGAGAUGGAGAUGGAAAAAAGGGGAGAGCUUGUCAAGAGCGAGUGCAAUGCAAACUGGCUUCCUAAUUUUGGACGAGUUUGGCAAUCUGGUACUCGCAAAGAGUCUAGAAAAGAAUUCGAGUUGGAGAAGAAACAAAAAUUACUCAAGGUUGAAAAUCAACCUGAAGUGCCACUUAAGAUACAGCCUUACAUUAGCAAGCGAAUGGACAAAAUCUUGUUGAAUUUGAUGAUCCACCUUUGAUUCUGAAAUUCCACAAUCUACCUUUGGAAGAAACCAAAUUCUCAUCACAGAGAAAUUCCCAUGAAAACCAUUUCUCAAUCAUCCGAUCGACAUCGUGCACCACUA